Molecule: messenger RNA, 1772 nt
Organism: Andrographis paniculata
Lineage: Eukaryota; Viridiplantae; Streptophyta; Magnoliopsida; Lamiales; Acanthaceae
Product: UDP-glucuronic acid decarboxylase 2-like
Exons: 7
Coding region: 207-1553 (448 amino acids)
Biological process (GO): D-xylose metabolic process
Cellular component (GO): cytoplasm
Molecular function (GO): NAD+ binding; UDP-glucuronate decarboxylase activity
Source: RefSeq, a predicted model, not a curated record
UCACAGGUUGAAUCUCAGAAGAACGCACCCGUCGGAGAGUUGAAGUCUCUGAACAGUCUUCGCUCUCCGUCGCUGUCUUGAUCUCGCUGGUUGCAUCAACUCCGGUGGUCUUUUCUGUUGAUUCAGUUCAGAUCUCGUACCUUCGAGAAGGUAGAAUUUCGGCAACCAAUUGGUGGUUCGAUUUUGAUCUGAAUCAUUUAUAAAGCAUGGCUUCCGAGUUGAUAUUCAGAGGGCAUGAGGUUCAGCCAGUGAGCGAAUCGUACUCACCAAAGCCGGAGAAGCCGUGGUUCGGCGUGAUACGUGCGAUUCGGUACGUGCUCCGCGAGCAGCGACUCGUUUUCGUGCUCAUCGGCAUUGCAAUCGCCACUCUGUUCUUCACCAUCACCCCUUCCUCCAAUCCCCGCGCGCCGAUCUCAGACGCGUACAUUUCGUCCGAGUUGUAUCAGUCUCAGUCUCAGCCUCAGCCGUAUCGAUCCAUGUACCAGAACGGCCACUUGACCACCGGCUUCGGAAUCAACUCGAUCGGCAAAAUUCCGCUGGGAUUGAAGCGGAAGGGUUUGCGAAUUUUGGUCACAGGUGGAGCAGGUUUCGUUGGCAGCCAUUUAGUGGAUCGUUUAAUUAACAGGGGAGAUAGCGUGAUUGUGGCCGACAAUUUCUUCACGGGGAGAAAGGAGAACGUGGUGCACCAUUUCGGGAACCCAAACUUCGAGCUGAUCCGACACGACGUCGUCGAGCCGAUCCUCUUAGAAGUCGACCAGAUCUACCAUCUCGCUUGCCCUGCUUCGCCUGUUCACUACAAGCACAACCCCGUCAAAACUAUCAUAUCGAAUGUGGUGGGAACAUUGAACAUGCUGGGAUUGGCCAAGAGAGUCGGUGCACGGUUUCUACUAACAAGCACCAGUGAGGUUUAUGGCGAUCCUUUGCAGCACCCGCAGGUGGAGACCUACUGGGGCAACGUCAACCCAAUUGGUGUCCGAAGCUGUUACGAUGAGGGAAAAAGGACCGCUGAAACCUUGACCAUGGACUAUCACAGGGGUGCUGGCGUUGAGGUUAGGAUUGCGAGGAUCUUCAACACAUAUGGUCCCCGUAUGUGCAUUGAUGAUGGCCGUGUUGUUAGCAAUUUUGUUGCUCAGGCGUUGAGGAAGGAGCCAUUGACUGUUUAUGGUGAUGGGAAGCAGACCAGAAGUUUUCAGUAUGUGUCUGAUCUGGUUGAGGGAUUGAUGAGGCUGAUGGAAGGAGAGCACGUUGGACCUUUCAAUCUUGGCAACCCUGGCGAAUUUACCAUGCUUGAACUUGCCAAGGUGGUUCAAGAUACUAUUGAUCCAAAUGCCAAGAUAGAAUUCAUGCCCAACACAGAGGACGACCCACACAAGAGGAAGCCUGACAUCACAAAGGCGAAGGAUCUGCUCGGUUGGGAACCAAAAGUGCCGUUGCGCAAGGGUCUCCCCAAGAUGGUCUCUGACUUCAGAGAGCGCAUCUUCGGAGACCAAAAACAACUGGUCUCCUCCAAUUCCGGCAGUGAUAAGAAACAAGAUUCGGAUUCCUCUGCAUAACUAAAGUUGGCUCAUAUGUUUAUUCUUUGUUUCCGGUAGGAAUAUGUUUCCUAAUAUGAUAUAAAGCAUAGGCAAGCAAUGAAGCAUGAGCACUCCUUUCAUGCUUUGUUAAACUAGUUCCUCCUAUAGGUUAUUUUGUAUCGUCAUACUUGUUUUGUUGUGCUUACUUACCAUUUGCCUAUCUUCACUGGCCUAGGGACAGAGACAUUUUUCAUUCAA